Molecule: messenger RNA, 1844 nt
Organism: Pogoniulus pusillus (Red-fronted tinkerbird)
Lineage: Eukaryota; Metazoa; Chordata; Aves; Piciformes; Lybiidae
Gene: ASPHD2
Product: aspartate beta-hydroxylase domain containing 2
Exons: 4
Coding region: 452-1483 (343 amino acids)
Cellular component (GO): membrane
Source: RefSeq, a predicted model, not a curated record
AGGGCGGGCGGUGCCUCGGCAGGGGCCCCGCAGCUGCCGGUGCCGGCGGGGGCGGUGCGGGGCCCCUCCUGCCCGGGCUGCUGGGAGUUGUGGUUCGGCGGCGGCGGCGGAGCGCGGAGAGCGGAGCGGAACCGGGGAGGGGGGGCCCGCACCGGCGGCGGCUGCAGAGCCUCCCUCCUGCCCUGCCUUCCACCAUGAGGAUCCUUCGGUGACACCAGUGCUGACCCACCUCGCUGGCACCCCUGGGCAGCCUGGCCACCCUCUCCCCCCAGGAGCUGCCAGCUGCUGCCACCCAUGCAGAGCUCCCAGGCGUGCCAGGCAGAGCCACAGCUCCACUUCCCCAUGGCAGCCUCUUCUCCCCCCGCCCCGGCGCAGCCGCACGGUGUGGGUCCCUUCGAGCAGCAGGAGGACUGAGCGCCGUACGCCCACCCCCACCCCCAGCUGCACCACCAUGUCUGCGGAGUGGCUGCUGGGCUGGAGCUGGUCCCUGGACGGCCUCCGGGAUUGCAUCGCCGCCGGGAUCCAAUCCUUCCGGGACUGCGACGCCAGCGCCUUGGCCGCCGUCGCCUGCCUGCUGCUCCUCUUCCUCUGGUACUGCUACCACGUCGGGCGGGAGCAGCCCCGCGCCUACGCCACCGUCAACGCCCUGAUGCAGAGCGCCGAGGCCAACGGCGUCCAGAACGGCUUCGCCUACUGCCACUCCGCCGAGUGCGUCCGCUGCGCCCACCACGACGGCCUCAACCAGAAGCUCUACCACAACCUGCAGGAGUACGCCAAGCGCUACUCCUGGUCUGGCAUGGGCAGGAUCCACAAAGGCAUCCGGGAGCAGGGGCGUUACCUCAACAGCCGCCCCUCCAUCCAGAAGCCGGAGGUCUUCUUCCUGCCAGACUUGCCCACCGCUCCUUACUUCUCCCGGGACGCUCAGAAACACGACGUGGAGGUGCUGGAGCGCAACUUCCAGACCAUCCUGUGCGAGUUUGAGACCCUCUACAAAGCUUUCUCAAACUGCAGCCUCCCGCAAGGAUGGAAAAUGAACAGCACGCCCAGCGGGGAGUGGUUCACCUUCUACCUGGUGAACCAGGGCAUGUGCGUGCCCAGGAACUGCAGGAGAUGCCCACGGACGUACCGCUUGCUCGGCAGCCUCCGCACCUGCAUUGGCAACAACGUCUUUGGCAACGCCUGCAUCUCGGUGCUGAGCCCGGGCACCGUCAUCGCCGAGCACUACGGACCCACCAACAUCCGCAUCCGCUGCCACCUCGGUCUGAAGACACCCAGCAACUGUGAGCUGGUGGUGGGGGGUGAGCCUCAGUGCUGGGCUGAGGGUCGCUGCUUGCUCUUUGAUGACUCCUUCCUGCACACAGCAUUUCAUGAAGGCCCCCCUGAGGAAGGUCCCCGCGUGGUCUUCAUGGUGGACCUGUGGCACCCCAACGUGGCUGCCGCCGAGCGCCAAGCCCUCGACUUCAUCUUCGCCCCGGGACGAUGACGGCGCUGGCCUCGGUGUCGUGGGUUCGAGGGCAGCCGGGGAGCGGCCGUGCCGGCGGCCGUGCCAGCGGCCGUGCCAGCUGGGCUCCCGUGUGGGUCCUCUGCUGGAUGCCUGCCGCGCUGGAAGCAUCGCAGCCUCGGGGUCCUCCCUCCUGGGCUCUUGUAAAUGGAAACUGCGCCGUGUAAUCAACGCCCAUCCUCCCUCUCCCCACUCCCUUCCUUCCCCCCUCCCUUCCUUCCCCCUUCCCUUCCUUCCCCCCUUCCUUCCUUCCUUCCUUCCUUCCUUCCUUCCUUCCUUCCUUCCUUCCUUCCUUCCUUCCUUCCUUCCUUCCUUCCUUCCUUCCUUCCUUCCUUCCUUCCUU